Cryptomeria japonica (Japanese cedar) is the source of this 2352-nucleotide messenger RNA. Its product is annotated as cysteine-rich receptor-like protein kinase 10. Lineage: Eukaryota; Viridiplantae; Streptophyta; Pinopsida; Cupressales; Cupressaceae. Gene Ontology annotation, molecular function: protein serine/threonine kinase activity; ATP binding. The record is from RefSeq and is a predicted model, not a curated record. The transcript is spliced from 7 exons. The coding region runs from base 56 to 2167 and encodes 703 amino acids. Gene Ontology annotation, biological process: protein phosphorylation.
CUUGGCUAAGACCCAAACUAAAGACUGAAAAAAAAUAUAAAAAAAUAACAAGAAGAUGAAGUACAACUCUUUGGCUUCUCUUUCUUACAGAGGAACAACUUUUCUUCCAACCCUCGUCCUCUUACUGUUUGUAAUCAAUUUCCCUUCAGUCAUAUGCACCUACGUAUGGCACACAUGCGAUAAUUCCUCAACUUUCACCAAUGGCAGCACCUAUUCCACAAACUUAAACCUAGUUAUCAACGAUCUGUAUCUUAAUGCACCUAAAAGUUCAGGGUUUAACACUUCUUCCCAUGGCCAAUCUCCCAGUAAGGUAUACGGUCUGCUCCAGUGCACUGGAAAUAUAUCAGUAGAGAGAUGCUCAAAAUGUGCAGUGGAAGCAAAUAACACCAUUCACGACCUUUGCCCCAACGACAUAGGUGGGAAAAUAUGGUUGGAUGACUGCUUCAUGCGCUAUUGGAACUCUAAUUUCAUUUCAACACUAGACACUACAGGAAUUUCCUUGUUGAACACGGUGGAUAUUAGUAAAAGUAGAGAUGCUUUUGAGAACACAACGAGCAGCCUUCUGUCGAAUCUGUCAGACAAAGCUUACAUCCCUGCAAAUAAGGGUUUCGCUGCUGGAACAGCCAAAUAUAAUGCUACUGGUAUAUUGUAUGGUUUAGUUCAGUGUUGGAGAGAUAUAUCAAUACAAGAUUGCAGAAUAUGCCUGGCUAAAGCAAGAGCAAAUCUGAGCGAUUGCUGUUCCACAAAAGGAGGAGCCCAGUUUCAGAGCGGAAGCUGCAAGGCAAGGUUUGAGAUAUACUACUUUUUCCGCUCUGCAGAUUCGCCCACGCCCUCGCCCUCGCCCUCUCCCUCUCCGUCCCCUGAGGAGUCUAUACAUCCACCUACUUCCACACCAGAAAAAACAGCGUCAAAAACAAUACCUAUCACUUUGGGGCUUGUGGGAGGCAUCAUCCUGGCUUUAUUUAUUUCUCUGAUCAUAUUCAGAAAAAGGAUUAAAUCUCUUUUCUUUAAGGAACCAGUAACUGUUGGUACUCCUAACGAAGCUACAGAGAUACAUGGAUUUUUCCCUGAAACUGGGUUAAUGCAAGACCAAAAUUUGAUCUAUAGCUUAGAAGCUCUAGUAGAAGCAACAGAAAAUUUCCAUGACAACAAUAAACUUGGAGAGGGAGGCUUUGGUGCAGUAUACAAGGGGAGAACUAGAGAUGGAAAUGAGAUAGCCGUGAAAAAACUUUCUGCCAGAUCUAAACAAGGCAAGAAAGAAUUUAUGAAUGAAGUAAAACUGGUGGCCAAUGUUCAGCACCGGAACCUUGCGAGGUUGCUAGGCUGUUGUGUAGAGGGAAAUGAAAGGUUGCUUGUUUAUGACUAUUUUCCCAACAAGAGCUUAGACACGUUUCUUUUUGAUCCAGAGAAGCGUAAAGAGUUAGACUGGCAAAAGCGUUAUAAUAUCAUCAUUGGAAUUUCUCGUGGGCUUCUCUACCUUCACCAAGAAUCACAAUUGAGAAUCAUUCAUAGAGAUAUUAAAGCAAACAAUAUCUUGCUUGACCACAAACUCAAUCCGAAGAUAGCUGAUUUUGGUCUAGCUAAACUUUUUCCUGAAGACAAGACACAUAUCCAUACAAGAGUUGCAGGCACAUAUGGUUACAUGCCUCCAGAGUAUGCAAUGCGAGGGCAACUGUCAGUUAAAGUAGACGUUUACAGUUUUGGAGUAGUGCUGCUCGAGAUAGUUAGUGGAAGGAAAAACAAUGAUAAUCAUCUUCCCAAUGAUAUGCAACACCUUGUAGAAUGGGCAUGGACACUAUUCCACGGAGGAAAUGCGCUGAAUAUGGUAGAUUCGGAGGCAUCGGGAGUCAGUCAAGAGCAAGUCUUAAGAUGCAUUCAUGUUGGGCUUCUGUGUGUACAAGCAAAUGCAGCACUUCGUCCAGUUAUGUCUGAUGUUAUUACGAUGAUCUCUAGCAGUUCAGUGACAUUGCCAAAUCCUUCAAAGCCUGUUUUUGUAAGUACAGGUGAGAGCCAUUCUCCAAAACCAGAGGCAAAGUCAAUGUCAAGUUGGGGAAUUCACGAGCAUAAAAUCAUAACAACAUCACAGAUUUAUGGGGCAACUACGUCAUCUUCAUCAGGGAUUCCUUCAGUAAACGAUGCUUCAAUUACAGAAUUAGAAACUAGGUGAUUUCACAUACCAUGAAUUAUCAAGUUUCAACAUAAACAACAACUAUGAAUUCCAUACGAGUGUUGGUAUAUAUGCACUUUAUGUAAAUGCUUAAUCAGAGUUCAUUGAGGGCCAGCUGUCAGUUAAAAUUUAGUAGGGCUUACCUUAUUUCAUGUAAAGCUGAAUUUGACGGCAUAUGGACAGUU